Messenger RNA from Exophiala aquamarina CBS 119918, 1227 nucleotides. RefSeq lists its product as uncharacterized. Lineage: Eukaryota; Fungi; Ascomycota; Eurotiomycetes; Chaetothyriales; Herpotrichiellaceae. Bases 1 to 1227 code for a protein of 408 amino acids. The record is from RefSeq and is a predicted model, not a curated record. The transcript is spliced from 2 exons.
AUGUCGAACGCAGCGUACCGAGACCAGAUCCCUCAGGGCGACGACAGCGAGACCGCGAGCAAGUCGCUCCUCGAGGGAAAACAGCCAAUGAAGCCAAUGCAGCCAAUGCGUGGAUCGGGCGGGCCGUCGAACUCGUUCUUCAAACGUACCAUGUCCAUCCAUCAUUUGGCCAAAUCUCAUCUCCCCAGCCCUAAAGGCGCGAGCUUUGUUUAUCGGACACGCCUGGUUCUGCGUGUCUUGUCACUGGUGCUGUCCUUCGCUUUGGUGGUGGUUCUUGGGCACGCCAUUGCGGUGUAUGAUUCUACAAAGCACGAUGAGGCUAAUGGCGAGCCUAUCUGGCCGACGGGGCUCAAGAUGAAGCCGACUAUCUUGCUCCUGAGCGCUGCUGCUGUGGCCACCGCAUUGAGUUUGACUAUUUGCAUUGCCAGUUUUUCAGCAGUAGUUCGACAUUUGACUAACGUUGGUAACAUAUUCACGCUUAUUGUCAGCUCUAUCUGCCUCGUGCUCUGGAUCGUUCUCGCGAUACUCUACAAGGUUGACGAUCUCAAGCCAGAGGAACAUUGGGACUUGCUGUCAUUCACCUGCGCACGUCGACAUGCAUUGAACUCGGGUACUGCAAACCUUCACGCACUCUGCUACCAGAUGCGCUAUGCGUGGUGGGGAGCGCUCGUGGUCGGACUCCUAGAAGUCGGUGCUGUCGCGACACUGGUCCUGGGAUGGUACACAUUGAGGAAAUCCAAGGGCGUCUAUGCGCGUGUGGAAGAGGAUGGUCUGGAAAAGAAUAGACCUGGUCGGAAGGUAAGCUUUCAGUUGUCGAACUUGGGAAAUUUCCGAUCGGGAGCUGAGAGGAGUGCUCCACCAGCAGUGAAAGUCACCAAAGGUCACGAUUCCUGGGCCGUCGAGGAUGUUCUCAAAUCACGCACCCUGCCCGGUGGCACCACACAGUAUCUGAUUCGCUGGAAGGAUAUGAGUGAAGAUUCCGACUCUUGGGAGCCCGAGGAGCACUUGACGCCCGAGUGGAUCCAAUACUUCAAGAAACAGAGAGGAGGCGAGACCGAGUACUGGGAGGUCGAUGGAAUCCUCGAUUCAAGAAUGCUUCAACCAGGCACCAUGGAGUAUCUAAUACGGUGGAAGGGAUACAGUCCAUCCCACGACUCGUGGUUGACUGAGAAGAACUUGACCAGGGAGCUUGUAAACACCUUUGAACAGGGAAGAGGAGGUGCUUGA